Molecule: messenger RNA, 3138 nt
Organism: Aedes aegypti (yellow fever mosquito)
Lineage: Eukaryota; Metazoa; Arthropoda; Insecta; Diptera; Culicidae
Gene: Hydr1
Product: protein ABHD1
Exons: 6
Coding region: 582-1868 (428 amino acids)
Biological process (GO): medium-chain fatty acid biosynthetic process; medium-chain fatty acid catabolic process
Molecular function (GO): acetylesterase activity; monoacylglycerol lipase activity
Source: RefSeq, a predicted model, not a curated record
GCGGAUGACCGACAGUCCUGUGUGAACCUUCGAUCCGAGUUAUUCUUUUAGUAGCAGUAGUCUGCUUCCUGGCAUAAGUUUUUUGCCUCAUUUGAUUGCCUUUUGUAUGAGUGCAGUAGGGCCAAGUGGUAGGGAAAAGGGGCAGUCAAAAAUGAUCACACGUGAAUGAGUAUAUUUUUUCAGCAGACUAUUACGGGUUAGAAACCUAUGUAUCGAAAAAGGAUAAUUUUGUUGUAGUUUGAUGUUCCUACUUGUGAGAAAGCAGGCAUUUGCAUUUCAAAGUUCCUGGUUGGAUAUUGUUGCGAGCCAUUCUGAUUUAGACGUUGCAUGUUUCAUAAUCUUUAUCGACUCGGAUUGACGAAGGAUAGCUCAUUGUGUGGGACUCGACGGGCUGAAACGAGAAAGCAACUACACAGAGCGUGUCAGUAGAGGUACCAUUGCCAAUGCUGAUCUUGGGGACAGCGACAAUUUGCGUGUUUCCAUCAGAGUAAAACACCCGGCAUCACCCACUCAACCGACAAUAGCCUGUGAUUUAGGGGAAAAAUUGUGCAGAUUCACAUCUAGUCUAUUAAGCUAUCGCCAUGAUCACGGAAUUGUACGCCUAUCUAACCAAUUUACCACGAUGGCACAUUUUUGCCAUAUUCCUCAUCGGAUAUCUAAUUUAUUAUCUCAUAGAGGUUGUUAAGCGACCGAUCCUGGCCGUAUCAAAUGGCCCGUUUAAAAAGUAUCUCCGCAAAAACAUUCCCAUCCUAGAGAUGAAGUUUUGGCCCACGUUCUGGUGCUUUGAGAGUCGGGCUCAAACAGUCUUUGCAAGCAUCAUCCGGUCCAAUAUGAUGCCGAACAUUGACUAUCGUCGAGAAGUGCUCACUCUGAAGGAUGGUGGCGAAGUCGCUUUGGAUUGGUUAGAAACCGACUGUGAUAGUGAGUCACCGUUGAUCAUAAUUCUGCCGGGAUUGACAGGUGAAUCACAGGCCGAAUAUAUCAAGUGCUUGGUGAUGGCAGCAAACCGCACCGGUAUCCGUACCGUCGUUUUUAACAACCGUGGGUUGGGAGGAAUCGAGCUGAAAACUCCUCGGCUCUACUGCGCGUCCAAUAGUGAAGAUCUGUCCGAAGUUAUUAGUCAUGUGAAGAAGUUAAAUCCGCACGUAAGAAUUGGUGCCACUGGCAUAUCCAUGGGUGGACUUAUCCUUGGGAAUUAUUUGGCGAACUACAGUGACGAAGCCAAGGCAAUUUUGACGGCAGCCAAAAUCAUUUCCGUCCCGUGGGAUGUUAACAAAGGUUCAGAUAGCAUUGAGCAGCCUUAUUUGAACAGUAUGCUUGGCCGUCAUUUAGCCGGAAGUUUAUGUCGAACCGUCAGAAAGUAUGACAUCUUAAGAAAUGAAGAAUUUGAUUGGGACAUGGAUGUAGUCUUACAGAGCAAAACCAUCAAAGAGUUCGAUUCUCAUUUUACGUCCAAACAUUUCGGGUACAAAGAUGUUCAUAGCUACUACGCACAGGCUACGUUGCACAAUAAAUUACACAAAAUUAAGGUACCUCUGCUAUGUCUAAGCGCAGCUGAUGAUCCAUUUCAACCUCUAGAUGCCAUCCCAAUUAAGGCAGCCGAGAAGUCGUCUCACGUCGCCAUUCUUAUUACGGCUCGCGGUGGCCAUAUUGGAUUCCUCGAAGGGUGGUGGCCAGCUAACAAAGACCAGUAUAUGGGUCGUCUAUUCAGCCAAUUCUUUUCGGCAGCCCUUUUCGAUUCAAAUAAUGAAUUCUAUCGCACUUCACAACUAAUGAUGGAGCUCAACCUACAGACCUCGACUUCGGUUCCGACCACGCCUAUCUCACGAUCAUCUAGUCCUAUUCGAAAGAAAUCCAUUCCGUUCUAAUAGUGGCGGAGACCUGUAUCAAGAAACUUUGAGCAAAUGCGUGAAAAGCGGACAAUUGUCCAGAUCGUGAACCAAAUGCGAUAGAUUUUGUGAUAAAGUUGAAAUUAAUUGCAUAAAAUAUUAUUGUUAUGGUUGCAAACUAAACCAAAUAUGAACAAAUUUCGAUUAUUGUUAUGAUAAGUAGACGCCAGUGACGAUUUUAUGCGCGAUGUGGUUUUCAACAAAAGUUUUAAAGAUUAUUAAAACACAAAUUGUUAUACUUUUGAACGAAAUUAUUGGAUUUUCAGCGUACCUACAUUUUUCAAGAAACAAGUUAAAGCUUUAAUGAAUAGUCGAAUGAAUGCCUUCGAAAAAAUAGCAAUAAUAGGUCAUUUCUGAAUUGAUUGAUACAAUAGUUCAAUUGGGUUUGACUCCAAUUAAAGACUUUCUUCAUCUUUCUGUAAUUAGAUAGCUACUGUUUAGGUGUUUAACCGUAUUCCAGGAAAACACAUCCUUUCCACUCUAGGGCCCUUUGUAAUUCCAAAAUUAGCAUAAAGUUUAAGUAGUAAAUAUGACUCACGAAUAAAAAUUUCAACCCUACUAUCGACUACACAUAUAACAUUGAACGCAAGAUUGCAAGUCGUGCUUGCAAAAACAGGUUAUUAAAAAAAAAACAAUCAAAGCAAUAAAAAGAUAAUUUUAAUUCACAUAUCACACAAACAAUUUUGAGUGAAAACAAAGUAGAAGAAAACAAUGCAACGAAGAUUAAAGUCAACUAAAUUCACGUGUAUACCUAGUUAUAUGUAUUAAUUAUUGGUUAUACUCCAAUCUGUUUAAAAUAUGUUAUGUGUAACUUGAACAAAAUAACUUUCAAUCAAAACAUAAAAGACAGCAAAUAAUCAAUACAGCGAACAGAGUGGAGCAGACAGCGAACAAUAACUUUUCCACUUCUUAAAUACCUAAAUCAUGCAUCUAAUUAAACAUAUAAAUUUUCGUAUCUUUCAAGCAACGUUUUUCUUUCUUCUUAGACAAGAAAAAAACAAUAGUGUUCAAAUGUUCGAGGCAGACUAGUAAUUAUACUCAAAAAUAAGAAACAAGUCAAAAGAACACAACAGAAACCAAAUGAACAAAAAAACAAAAAAAAAAAAAACAAAUGCAAUUCUCUCUCAAAGUCACUAUUUAGAUGAUGUUAAGUCAUGUACAAACUACUUGAAAAGAUAACUUUUUGUAAGUUAAUUGAUUAAGUAUUAAUUUCCUAGAAUAAAGUCAACCCAGUACAGUAUAACGAAAA